CACUUCCACACUUUGCAAAACCUCUGACUCUUUCUUCUUCCUUUCCCUUUUCACUUUCCGUUACUGCUUCCCUCUUAAUACACAACUGCCGCCGGCGGCCUGCUAAGACUAUUUUCUGCAAGCAGAACCUCAUUUCUUUGCGAUCCCUCAACCAUGUCUUCCGCCGAGAAGAACCAACAGCAAACCUUUCCGGCCAUACCUCCAUCUCUCUCCGCUGGCGAUCAUGAGAUGCGAGACUACUACGCCCCACAAGAUGCGCCACGACCGACUCCGAACCAAACACCAUACCUCACCCCAUAUCUGGGCCUGCAAGCAAGGCUUUCUCAGGUCUGGAUCAACCGAUGGACUAUCCUACUAAUCCUCGUUCUCAUUCGCACCCUCCUCGCGAUCGGAUCUAUCGACGAUGGGCUUGACUCUGCCCGUCGCCAAGCACUCUCUGCAUGCACAAGCGUGGAGACCGUCGGCAGCUCCAUGGCUUCGAUGCCCCAUUACAUGUCGAAAGGAGUCAACAAAAUGACUGCAAGCGGCAUCGAAAAAUCCGUGAAUGCCCUCAUGUCCAUGGUCACGAUGACCGUCACCGGUGUUGAAGAACUUGUCGUGUUCGUCAUCGGCAUGCUGACCAACACCUACCUCUGCCUUAUCACCCUAGUUGUAACUGGCAGCCUGCGUGCCGCUACCGCACUGAUCAAGGAGGUCCAGGAAUUUAUGAACGAGAGCCUAGGAAAAUUAGGUGAUAGCUUGUCCGAUGCUACCCAGGGUUUUGAGGAUCUCCUGAACGGGUUCCUCAGCAAAAUCCAGGGCAUUCCGCUCAUUGGAAAUACCGUAACAGAAAAGCCUGAACUCAAUCUGGACCAGCAAAUCGCCGAUGUGCGGAAUCUCAAACUACCGGGAGAUCUCACCAAUGAACUCGACCGGCUGAACGCCGCGAUUCCCACGUUUGACGAUGUCAAGAACUUCACCGAAACUGCGAUUCGAUUCCCGUUCGAACAGCUCAAAAAAGUCAUCAAGGACAACAUGGGUACCUACGCCUUCGAUGGUUCCUUGUUGCCGGUCGCAGCCAAAGAAAAACUGAGCUUCUGUACUGACAACAACGACAUCAACGACUUCUUCGACGGCCUUGUGCGGAUCGAAUCCAUUGCUAAGAAGGUCUUCCUUGGAGUACUCAUCACUGCUGCAAUCCUUGCCUGCGUUCCGAUGGCAUGGCGAGAAAUCCAGAAGUGGAGACAAAUGAAAGAGCGGGCCGAACGACUACAAAAAGAAGCAGUUGACCCCAUGGAUGCUGUGUACAUGGCAUCUCGACCCUACACUUCUCAGUUUGGCCUAUGGCUAGCAAGCAAGACAAGCUCUCGCCGCCAUCAGACCCUAGUCCGCUGGUGUGUUGCCUACCCAACCACGACUCCAGCACUCUUUGUCCUUUCUCUCGGUCUUGCAGGCCUGUUCGCUUGCUUGUGCCAAUACAUCCUCCUCAAAUCUCUCGAGAGACAGGUUCCCGGCCUAACUGCUCAAGUUGGCGCCUUCACAAAUAAAGUGGUCGGCUCGUUGAACAACGCGUCCCUACAAUGGUCUGUUGGCACCAACGCGGCGAUCCGGAACGAGAGCGAUCAUCUCAACCAAGAGCUUUUUGGGUGGGUGAAGACCUCCACGGAUGCAGUCAACGACACUCUGAAUGUCUUUAUCGACAAGACUAUCGGCGCGCUCAACGAUACAUUUGGCGGCACGAUCCUUUUCGACCCGGUCAAGGAAGUAUUCAACUGCCUGAUCGGACUCAAAGUUCAAGGCGUUCAGCAAGGUCUUACCUGGGUCCACGACAAUGCGCACAUCAACUUCCCACAGCUUGCUAACGAUACGUUCUCUCUUGGAGCUCUCGCUUCGGUCUCUGACUCCAAAGACGACGACCAGCUCCUCGCCAAUCCUGGCAGCGGGCACGACGAUAUUUCUGCGGCUGUCUUCCGCGUCACCGACAAACUUGCAUCUGCCAUCCGACAAGAAGCCAUCAUCUCGACUAUGAUACUCCUCGUGUGGGUCCUCAUCGUCCUCAUCGGUACCAUCCGCACCGUCAUCCUCGUCGUCCGCCACGACAAAAUGCGAGGAGAGGGUGGCCAAACUUAUCCAGGAUGGUCCGGCGUCACCGAUGGGACUCGCGCUAAACAACCUGGCGCGGCAUACACGUCCGACGACACCCCCGCUCCACCCACCUACACUCGAGAUCUCAAGGACGUCGGCGUUAACCCCUAUGCUCCAUACACAUUGGAGUCCCGCGAAUUCCCGCGCCACCCGAACGAUAGCCCGUACACCUCCGAUAAUACGUCCGAGACGCGCAACACGCGCGCAAUAUUCGACACCAUCGGCGAGAAAUUUCUACGGGUCCCGGUCGGGCGUGGGACGACGUCGCGGAGCUUGACACGGAAAAGCGUGCAGGGAGAGCGAGAAGGAUGGGUGUGAUGAACGACCACGUUCAGAUUUUGCUUUCAAUAGGAUAGUUCCACAAACAUUAUGCGGUUGAUUUUGAUUUUUUGCCUUUCCCUGCGAUAUAUACCCCACAGAUCUGCGCGUCAUUUCAAGUCGAGCUUGCAUAUGCCUGAUAUCUGGGUUGCUGAGGUUUUCAUUUUGCUGAGAACGGCCGUGGGAUUGACGGCUCCGGCCUCU
Molecule: messenger RNA, 2646 nt
Organism: Eremomyces bilateralis CBS 781.70
Lineage: Eukaryota; Fungi; Ascomycota; Dothideomycetes; Eremomycetales; Eremomycetaceae
Exons: 1
Coding region: 154-2442 (762 amino acids)
Cellular component (GO): mating projection tip
Source: RefSeq, a predicted model, not a curated record